Spodoptera frugiperda (fall armyworm) is the source of this 2768-nucleotide messenger RNA. Its product is annotated as membralin. Gene Ontology annotation, cellular component: endoplasmic reticulum. The transcript is spliced from 11 exons. The record is from RefSeq and is a predicted model, not a curated record. NCBI's taxonomy places the organism in Eukaryota, Metazoa, Arthropoda, Insecta, Lepidoptera, Noctuidae. Gene Ontology annotation, biological process: response to endoplasmic reticulum stress; positive regulation of ERAD pathway. The coding region runs from base 262 to 2505 and encodes 747 amino acids.
GUCAAAUGACAAGUUGUCAUGUCAAGAUUUUGACAGUUUUCAUUUUUAUUUAUCUCGUAAUUAUCAAAUAGAAAGUGAAUUGCGAGUUUAUGAAAUAAUUUUGAGAAUAAUUAAUGGUAGAAAACAACAGGAUAUACAUAAAAAAUAGUGAUCAUAUAUCGGUCAUACAGUUUUUGACCUAAGUUCAGGGGUAAUAAGAAUGUUGUAGCUAUAACAAGUUGACGGAAGAACUGGGUGAAAAUAUAGUAACAAUAACAAGGUAUGAGUGCCGGUGGGCCACAGAUAAUGAACAACUUGCCACCUGGAGUCAAUGUGGACAACAACUUGUUGCCCGGAGGUCCCAUAAUAAACCCGACAAUGAAUAGAAAUAGGAACAAUAACCAGAAUCCCUUGUUUAAUAUGAGGGAGAGGUUAUUUCAUGCAUUAUUUUUUAAAUUUGCUUUAGCCUAUGCUCGGACAUUUCCGAGGCCACUGCGGAGAUUCUUUGAGUUCCUUGUGCUUUUGAAGGCGCUGGUCGCCUUCUUCGUUCUUGCAUAUAUUCAUAUAGCAUUUUCAAGAACUCCUACAACAUGUUUGAAUCAUGUGAAGGACUCGUGGCCUAGGGACGGCAUUUUGAGAGUGGAGAUACUAAGGAACCCGGCCCAGGACUAUACAGUUGAACAGAGUUAUGCUAAGGAGAGGAAAUUGAAAAAGGAUAAAGAGGAAUUGAAUUCUAUGUUAGGGAUGCUGGCGACAGAAGGGUUCAUUAACAUUGAAUCGUCUACAAAUGACGAGGUUGACGACGAUGAUUAUAUUCGCGAUGGAACUGACUACGGUAACAUUACAAGGGUACACGAUGACACUGAGGGAUCCUCUCCUGAUAAAGUUAUUGAGACUACGUCUGUUAAACCUGAUGGAGGAGGAACGAGUGAGGAGGUGGACCUCAAUGCAACGAUAGUCUCUGGAGCAGAUAUUGUAGAACAUUCUGCCUCAUUAUGGGAAGGAAUUAUGGGCCUUGUUGAAGAUAUAGACAGAGAGUCAAAACUGGUUGAUGAAUCUCUGGAAGAGUCUGCUUCCAAUGACUCUUCUAAAGAUGAGGACUAUAUUCUCGAAUACUCCUUGGAGUACGGUUUCCUUCGCCUCUCUCCAAGCGCGCGCCUUCGCCUCAAGAUCCCCGUGAAGAUAGUCACGCUAGACCCACAGCGGGACGAGUGCUUCGGAGAUCCCUUCUCGCGGUUCGUGCUCGACGAGUUCCUGGGGUACGAUGACUUGCUCAUGGCAUCCAUCAAGACCUUGGCUGAGCAGGAAGAUAACAAGGGGUAUUUGAGGAAUGUCAUCACCGGCGAGCAUUAUCGCUUCGUGUCGAUGCUUACUGCCCGCAGUUCAUACAUUGCCGCUUUCUUCAUAAUGCUAGUGUUUACGGUGUCCAUAUCCAUGCUGCUUCGGUACGCUCACCAUCAGAUCUUCGUGUUCAUCGUGGACUUACUCCAGAUGCUUGAGUUCAACGUGACGGUGUCUUUCCCGGCGGCACCGCUACUCACUGUCAUUUUGGCGUUAGUCGGCAUGGAGGCGAUAAUGUCGGAGUUCUUCAACGACACGACGACGGCGUUCUACAUCAUCCUAAUUGUGUGGAUUGCGGACCAGUACGAUGCGAUAUGUUGCCAUACUGCUAUCGCUAAAAGACAUUGGCUCAGAUUCUUCUACUUGUACCACUUCUCGUUCUACGCGUACCACUACCGGUUCAACGGGCAGUACAGCAGUUUGGCUCUCGUCACCUCAUGGCUCUUUAUACAGCAUUCCAUGUUGUACUUCUUCCAUCACUACGAGCUACCCGUGAUACUACAGCAAGCCCAGUUACAGCAGCUCCUGCUCCGUACGCAUCGUGGUAUGGCUGGCGUUAUGGGGCUGGCGGGGAUCGCUGCUCUCGCUAGCGGUGCGGCGUAUCAUGACGCGCCCGGUACCGGUACGCAAGCUACUCCACCCACCACUCAGUCGACUACACAAACUGUCCAAAACACAGCGCAGUCUACUACGCAGACUUCGCCUUCUGUCUCCACCGCACAGACUAAUACUACGCACACUGGUGACGUGGUGACGACGAGGCCGCCCGACAGCGCGGUGGAGAACUCCAACUCGGGCGGUGACACACAGGAGAGCGCUCUAGCCGCGCGACCUGCUGACGAUGUAAGGAAUACUGAUAAGGAUAACUCCGUCACUCCCGGCGGUGACGCGGACAUGAAGAUAGAAGAAAUCGCUAGGAAAAGAGAAAUUUAUAAUAAAACCAACGUUGCUGGUGAUGGUAACUCUGUGAGCAACGAAACUGAUUAUGCAGCCUUGCCGAGUGGUACUAACGGGGCUACCACUACCGUGACGGACGUCAGCGACGAGACGUCUACUUUGGAUCGUAGACGAAAAGAGAGCGUGGUCGUGGACAGUGACGAACCGCCUCCGGAGUCGAGCGAGGUGCCGUUACUCGCUGACAGACUAGCUCCCAGAGCUUCCCCUGAGGCUGACGAUAUAGAUUAACAUUAACUUAUUUCGAGGUCAUUUCGCAAUAAUAUAUGUUAGGUCCGAUUAAAUGUAACUGCUUUUGUGAACAAGUAAAGGUGUUGCCGUAACGAUAACGAUUUAUAUUAUAAUAAUAUCUAGUAGAUGAUAUUGUCUCGAGAACUUAUUAGGGAAUUUUAUCUUCGAAUAAGGUCAAGUAAGUCACAAUUCACUACCGCCAAACAGUUUGGAAGCAUGAAAUGAAAUAAAACGAAAAUAUUUUUAGUUAAUUUUAUUUACUA